This is a messenger RNA of Diospyros lotus (date-plum), 3524 nucleotides long. RefSeq names its product probable ion channel SYM8. Gene Ontology annotation, biological process: monoatomic ion transport. Lineage: Eukaryota; Viridiplantae; Streptophyta; Magnoliopsida; Ericales; Ebenaceae. The coding region runs from base 268 to 3129 and encodes 953 amino acids. The record is from RefSeq and is a predicted model, not a curated record. The transcript is spliced from 12 exons.
GACGAGUACUAGUGGCAGUAGAAACAAACAAUCAGGGGGAAGGCUUUGUUCGCCAUCGCUCGCUUGCUUCCUCUCUGUGGUACCAUUCCACUCCAAACUAGCUAGAUCACUCUCUCUCUCUCUCUCUCACUCUCUCAUGGCUUCUUCAUCUUCUUCUCCUUCUUCCUGUCUAUCAAAUCUCGACUGCAAACACGCGUUACUGUGAUUUCUUGCAAUUCAGCAACCCUUUCAUACAUAUAUAUAUAUAUAUGUAUAUGCAUCUGUAGAAUGAGUCAGAACCAUGGAGACUCGAAACAGAACUCAGGGGCAUCGAUGUCGAGCUCCAGCUCGAAUCCGGAUCCUAAAAAGGCCGAGAGGCCACCACUGCUCAAGAAAUCCAAGACAAUUGCGGACUCCUCUCGGACUCCGCAUUUCCCCGGGCCGCUUUUCCCCGCCGUCCGCCUAUCGACCUCGCCGCCGUCUCGCCGGUCGUUUGAGUCCGAGGACUGUUCCGUCGGGAGUGAUCCGGUUGGGAGUCAGGGCGUUGUAUUACCCGAUCGGGACUGGCUGUAUCCGUCGUUUCUUGGGCCCCACGCCGCUCGGAAUAGACCAACGGUUAAGUCGUCGAAGUCGAAUCGCUCACCGGCGAAUUCGGACGCUGGACGUGGCAAGGAGGGAGGUCUUGUGCGGCCUAUUGGAGCUCCGCCGGGGCUGCGGGUUCCGGAGUCGAAGGCAAAGCCGAAGCCGGAGACGGAGGCGGAGGAAGAAACGAGGCCACUGCCUGUUCAAGAUUUGGUUCCUUCUUUGUCUUCGCCAAGCUCAGCUACUAACUCCGCUGCUCCGCGAACUGGAAGAUUCCACAGAUCCGGGAUCACGUAUUUGCUGAUCUUUACUUGUAUCCUAGCAGUGCUUUAUGCAUUUUGUUUGCAAGCUAAAGUGGCAAGACUUCAGGAAGAGAAUACUAACCUUCAUAGAUGUUGUAACCACAAAAAUUUUGUUCACAAGGGCAGCAUUGAAGAUCUGGAACUGCAAAAUGAGAGCUUAUCUUUUUCUUUUGGAAACACUAACAGUAGAAUCAUUGCUCUGUAUACUGCUUUGUUUACCCUCAUCAUUCCAUUUGCAUCCUACAAAUUUAUUGAUUAUGUUCCAAGGAUUAAGAAGCUGUCAAAGAAGACGAAGGAUAAUAAGGAGGAGGCUCCUUUGAAGAAAAGAAUUGCAUAUGUGGUGGAUGUGUGUUUCUCUGUUUACCCCUAUGCAAAGCUGCUUGCUCUUCUCUUUUCAACCAUAUUUCUUAUAGGAUUUGGUGGUUUAGCACUCUAUGCUGUUGGUGACGGUAGCUUUACUGAAGCUCUUUGGCUUUCAUGGACUUUUGUUGCGGACUCUGGAAAUCAUGCUGACAUAGUUGGCACUGGUCUAAGGAUUGUAUCAGUCUCAAUUAGCUCAGGAGGCAUGCUAAUAUUUGCCAUGAUGUUAGGGCUUGUUUCAGAUGCAAUCUCAGAGAAGGUGGAUUCGUUGCGGAAAGGGAAAAGUGAAGUAAUUGAGAGUAACCAUGUACUGAUUCUUGGAUGGAGUGACAAAUUGGGUUCACUUUUGAAGCAGCUAGCAAUAGCAAAUAAGAGUCUUGGUGGCGGUGUUAUUGUUGUACUGGCAGAACGAGACAAAGAGGAAAUGGAGAUAGAUAUAGCAAAACUAGAAUUUGACUUCAUGGGCACAUCUGUUAUAUGCAGAAGUGGCAGCCCUCUUAUACUUGCUGACUUGAAGAAGGUUUCAGUUUCAAAGGCGCGUGCCAUCAUUGUAUUAGCAUCUGAGGAAAACGCAGACCAGAGUGAUGCACGUGCUCUGAGGGUUGUGCUUAGCCUCACAGGAGUAAAAGAAUGCUUGAGGGGUCACGUUGUUGUUGAAAUGAGUGAUCUUGACAAUGAGCCCUUGGUGAAGCUUGUUGGAGGAGAACUCAUUGAAACAGUUGUUGCACAUGAUGUGAUUGGGCGUUUGAUGAUACAAUGUGCUCUCCAGCCUGGCCUUGCGCAGAUAUGGGAGGAUGUUUUGGGGUUUGAAAAUGCUGAAUUUUACAUCAAAAGGUGGCCUCAGUUGGAUGGUCUUUGUUUUGGAGAUGUACUUCUUUCAUUCCCUGAUGCAGUUCCUUGUGGGGUCAAAGUUGCUGCACAAGGUGGGAAGAUUAUAUUAAAUCCAGACGACAACUAUAUUCUUAAGGAGGGUGAUGAAAUCCUUGUUAUAGCCGAGGAUGAUGACACCUAUGCACCCGGUCCUAUUCCACAGGUAAGUAGAAGUUCUUUUCUUAAAAUCUAUGACAUUCCAAAAUAUCCGGAGAAGAUACUAUUCUGUGGCUGGCGACGUGAUAUUGAUGACAUGAUUAUGGUACUUGAGGCCUUCUUGGCUCCUGGUUCAGAAUUAUGGAUGUUUAAUGAUGUUCCAGUAAAAGAACGAGAGACGAAGUUGGCUGAUGGUGGGCUUGAUAUUUCAGGACUAGUGAACAUAAAACUUGUUCAUCGUGAAGGGAAUGCUGUAAUUAAGCGGCAUUUAGAGCUCCUUCCGUUGGAAACAUUUGAUUCUAUAUUAAUUCUUGCAGAUGAGUCUGUUGAGGACUCUGUUGUACAUUCUGACUCACGAUCACUGGCCACCCUCCUCCUCAUUAGAGAUAUUCAGUCCAAGCGCCUCCCCUACAAAGAUACUCGAUCUAUUCCUCUAAGGCAUUCUGGGUUCUCCCAUAGCUCAUGGAUCCGUGAAAUGCAACAAGCUUCAGACAAAUCAAUAAUUAUAAGUGAGAUCUUGGAUUCCAGGACUAGAAACUUGGUCUCUGUCUCCAGAAUUAGUGAUUAUGUGCUAUCAAAUGAACUAGUCAGUAUGGCACUAGCAAUGGUAGCCGAAGACAAACAAAUAAAUCGUGUCCUCGAGGAACUCUUCUCAGAAGAGGGAAAUGAGAUGUGCAUCAAACCAGCAGAAUUCUAUUUAUAUGACCAAGAAGAACUCUGCUUUUAUGAUAUAAUGAUUAGGGGCCGUCAAAGACUGGAGAUAGUGAUUGGUUAUCGACUAGCAAAUGCAGAGCGUGCCAUAAUUAAUCCCGAGCACAAGCUCGAACCAAGAAAAUGGUCCCUUGAUGACGUUUUCGUUGUUAUUUCCCAGGGCGAAUGAGAAGUAAAUCAGCAGCAGGAUUUUUACAAAUAUCAGUAGGUGCAGGCAGCUACUGUAUACUGUUAGCUUAGCAUUAGCAAUUGGUUCUCCCCUGGAGCCUCCCAAAUUAGAAGAAAGAACUGUCCCCAACUUGAAAUCAGAGGUAACAUUUUCAUUACUCUGGUUAGUGAAAGAUCUGCAUAUGACCAGACGGGCAGGGAAUGCUCAUAUUCUACGUCCUGAUGAAACUCCUAUCCUACCCUUCAAAGUAGAGAAAUUUCUCGAGAUUAGGUUGGAAUUUUGUACAAAUGUAACGUGUUAUUUGUUGUGUAAUUUAAAUAAGACCCCAGUUGAUGUAUUUGUAUUUGACCCCUCUUGCUAACAUUCAGAAACAAAUAGCCUUUCAUAUUGGUUUU